AUGGCUCACCACAAUCUAUCUGGUUCUUUCAAAACAAAUAAACGUCGUCAUGUCGAUUCUAUAACGUCUGACGAAGAAGAAACAUCAACUGAGAUUGCAGAUUCUUGGCCGAGAUUCAUUGUCAUCGCAUCUGCUGAUGGCAAUCCUUUAAAACUAAAUCCUUUCGCUAUCUCGAAAGGCAUUCAAAGUGCCUGUGGAGAAGUUACCAAUGUUACACGUCUUCGUUCUGGUUCCAUCCUUGUGGAAUGUGCACGGAGACAACAAUCUGUCAAUCUGCUGGGUCUACAGCAGUUUGUUAACACCCAGGUUGUUGUUUCGGUGCACAGGACACUAAAUUCAAGUAGAGGCAUUGUCAGGGACCGCGCACGCUGUCUUUCUGACAUGGCAGAAGAAGAGAUUGCUGCUGAAUUGAAACAUCAAGGGGUCACUGCUGUUAAGCGGUUCAGUAGAAAAUCAGAAGAUGGAAAAUUUAUCCCAACUAACACGUAUCUUUUUACUUUUUGUCUUGCUAAAAUACCAAAUUCUAUUAAAGCCGGUUACUUUAACAUCGGAGUGGAGGUUUAUGUUCCAAAUCCUCUCCGGUGUUACAAGUGUCAACAGUUUGGACACGGGGCAAAAACUUGCACUCGCAAGGCCAGAUGCUUCCGUUGCAGUGGAAUUCACGAAGGUUCCGAGUGCACAGAUGAUGUCAAGUGUGCCAACUGCGAUGGGGAGCAUGUGGCCUCAUCCAAAUCAUGUCCAGUGUUCGUAUCAGAAUCACAGAUCUUAAAACUGAAGCACACACAAAAUAUUUCUUAUUCUGCUGCCAAACAAUUGGUACAACUUCCAUCAAAAUCACCCGCAAAUAUCACUUAUUCAGCUGCAAUCUCUUCUCUCCGCCGCCAGUUCUCAAAAUUACUACAGCCUCUACAUCCUGCCAGACUUUGA
Haliotis rufescens (red abalone) is the source of this 927-nucleotide messenger RNA. RefSeq lists its product as uncharacterized. The record is from RefSeq and is a predicted model, not a curated record. Lineage: Eukaryota; Metazoa; Mollusca; Gastropoda; Lepetellida; Haliotidae. The transcript has a single exon. Gene Ontology annotation, molecular function: zinc ion binding; nucleic acid binding. Bases 1 to 927 code for a protein of 308 amino acids.